AUGUACGGCCUCAUACUCGAGAACAUGUCCGAGUACAUUCGCCAGGUGUAUGGGGAAGACCGCUGGGAGGAGAUCAGACGGCAGGCGGCCGUCGACCAGCCCAGCUUCAGCGUCCACCAGGUCUACCCGGAGAACCUCAUACCGCGUCUCGCCAAGAAGGCCAUUCAGGUUCUCGGGAUCACGGAGCGCGAGUUCUUCGAACAGAUGGGCGUGCACUUCGUGAGCUUCGUGGGCCAGUACGGGUACGACCGGGUGCUCUCGGUCCUCGGCCGGCACCUCCGCGACUUCCUCAACGGCCUCGACAACCUCCACGAGUACCUCAAGUUCUCGUACCCGCGGAUGCGGGCGCCCUCCUUCAUAUGCGAGAACGAGACGCGUCAAGGACUGACUCUGCAUUACAGAAGCAAGCGGCGCGGCUUCGUCUACUACACAAUGGGCCAGAUAAGGGAGGUCGCCCGCCAUUUUUACAACAAGGACCUGAAGAUCGUGCUCGUGCGCGAGGAGAUACUCUUCGACACCGUCCACGUCACCUUCCAGCUGACCUUCGACAAUCGAGCUUUCACCCUCGCCUCGCUCGCCAUGACCCGGGAGGAGAAGCAUCUGCCGAUCGGUGCAUCCGUGCUCUUCGAGAUUUUUCCGUUCUGCAUAGUUUUCGGUCUCGAUAUGGUCGUGAGAAGCAUCGGAAACUCGUUAAUGGUUAUUUUGCCGGAUCUCAUCGGCAAAAAGAUCACCCAUCAUUUCGACCUCGUGAGGCCCCUCAUAGCAUUUAAAUUCCAAUCGAUUUUAAAUAGGACGAACAACAUAUUCGAGCUCGUGUCUGUGGAGCCAGUGCUCGCCGAGAGGCCAAGCGAUCGACGUAAGAACGAUUUGGUUUUGGGCCACGAGAUUGACAUACAGGAGGAUCGGACACUUAGACUCAAAGGUCAGAUGAUUUACAUGGACAACUGGAAAAUGAUGAUGUAUCUCGGUACACCAGUGAUGCCGGAUUUAAAUGCUCUCAUAGGUGCUGGUCUCUAUAUAAACGAUCUUUCAUUGCAUGAUUUUAGCAGGGAUCUUAUGCUCGCGGGCACGCAGCAGUCGGUCGAGCUGAAACUCGCCCUCGACCAGGAGCAGCUGAAGAGCAAGAAGCUCGAGGAAUCCAUGAGGAAGCUCGACGAGGAGAUGAAGCGCACGGACGAGCUGCUCUAUCAGAUGAUACCGAAGCAAGUGGCCGAUCGGCUGAGGAACGGCGAGAGCCCGAUAGACACGUGCGAGAUGUUCGACAGCGUAUCGAUUCUCUUCUCCGACGUCGUCUCAUUCACCGAGAUUUGCAGUCGCAUCACACCAAUGGAAGUUGUCUCGAUGCUCAAUGGGAUGUAUUCGCUCUUCGACACCCUCACGGAGAGGAACCACGUUUACAAGGUGGAGACGAUCGGGGACGCUUACAUGGUGGUGUCGGGCGCCCCGGUGAAGCAGAGCGACCACGCGGACCGAGUCUGCGACAUGGCUCUGGACAUGCUCGAGGCGAUUACGGACUUGAAGGACCGCUCGACGGGCGAGCAUUUGCAGAUUCGCAUUGGGAUUCACAGCGGGGCCGUGGUCGCGGGCAUCGUCGGCCUCAAGAUGCCGCGCUACUGCCUCUUCGGGGACUCGGUAAACACUGCCUCAAGGAUGGAGGCCACCAGCGAGGCCAUGCACAUACACGUAUCCCAGUCGACCAAGGAGCUCCUCUCGAGUUCCUACAAAGUCACCGAGCGCGGCGAGAUACAGGUCAAGGGUAAAGGCACGAUGAAGACGUACUGGCUGGAGAGGCGCGAGUACCGCUCGAUCGCGACGAAGAGCAUCUCGAUCCAGGAACCGCACCAGUGGCGCAACAACACUGGCCCACGGAACAGCUCCUUCGUGCGUAACGGGCCGGAUCACGCAACGCAGCAGCCCUCGACCUCGCCGAGCGGUGCCGCGACGACGAUGCGCCUCCUCGUUCGGCUUCCGCCCUCCCCGACGAUGCUCCAGCAGCCAGGUCACUCGAACCCCGGCUCGACUUGCUCGGGCGGUGGCCUCUACGUCGACGAGCGGCCCAUCUACUCGCCCAUCACCUUUCAGGACGUUGCCAGGCGCUCGAUCGUCAACUCACCGACCAAGAGCCUCUCCAUCAAAGAAAUGCGUUCUAACUCGUUGAGUGGCAUAUCGACGGUCAGUGAGGAUAUCCAUCGUGUCGACGUCUUUGGCUCUCUCAUCUCGGACACCGAGCAGCAUUUCCGUCUCCACCAGGAUAAGAUGCACGUUGAGCAGCAGCAGCAGCAGCAGCAACAACAAGAGGAUGAGGAACAACAACAACAUGAUGAGGAGGGAGAUAAACAGCAGCAACAACAGCAACAACAACAGCAACAAUCUCAGCAGCAUGAGCACGUGGUUCAGAACAACACUCUCCAGCUCCUUCCCGAUCAUUGCCAUUGUCCUGGUUUUGCCAUCUCCAAGAGCAAGAACAAGGGCAAGAGUAGUGGCCACGCUUGCGCCAUUGCAUGA
Molecule: messenger RNA, 2505 nt
Organism: Ceratosolen solmsi marchali
Lineage: Eukaryota; Metazoa; Arthropoda; Insecta; Hymenoptera; Agaonidae
Gene: Gyc88E
Product: Guanylyl cyclase at 88E
Exons: 12
Coding region: 1-2505 (834 amino acids)
Biological process (GO): response to oxygen levels; cGMP biosynthetic process; nitric oxide-cGMP-mediated signaling
Cellular component (GO): guanylate cyclase complex, soluble
Molecular function (GO): oxygen sensor activity; guanylate cyclase activity; heme binding
Source: RefSeq, a predicted model, not a curated record